AUGAUCACGACAACGGCAUCCACCCUCUUGUACAAUUCGACGUUGACCAUUGAUGAUACGAUGGAAAAGCUGAAUUAUUUGAAAAGUAUCUACUCCUGGUUGAUACCGUUGAUGAUUAUCAUUCUUGCGCUAGCCAUAAUCGGUAAUGGUCUGAUUGUGUUGGCUGCACCGUUUCUGUCAUCACCGGUCUCUCCUUAUCUGAAGCUAUGUAUAAGCCUCGCAGCAGCCGAUAUGUGGGCCGCAUCUUUGCUUAUCACAGGGCUAGUAGUAAACUCCUAUCUACCGGUAGUGAUAGGAGUUCAUAAGUCGUCAAAAUGUGUCGAUGCAUGGCUGGAAAUGUUCCGUGUAUCGGGCAUGCUCACAUCGGAUAUGCACCUAUUCGCCUUGGCUAUCAAUCAAUUCUUCGGCACUCUGUGGCCUUUGAAAUAUAAGGUAAUGGUAACAACACGUCGUAUACGAUGCAUUGUACUGAGUCUAUGGAUCGUUCCAUUACUGUUUGUAUUUUGCUGGUUCAUUUCUGGUGAAAACGAUGGCCUACGUCAUGAGAAAUGCUACAUGUUUUUCUACAAUCGAUUCCCAUUUCGAAUAACAAUUUUCCUGAUUUUUAUCAUACCAUUGCUGGCAACGUUGCUGAUUUAUGGCACGAUUCUGUCCAAGCUGCUCAAAGCCAAAGCCGAAUUCGAAAUGACAGAAAGGUAUGCUUCUGAUCCUCCUAUCCAAAGAAGAAACCACCGGAAGAUUGCUACUUUCAGAUGCACCGGCACCCGUCGAUCAAACGUUCAUUCAAAGCUGAAGCUCGUCUGGACGACUCUGCUCAUCGUUUCUACGUUCUCAUUGAGUUGGGGCUUAUGUGUGUUGUACUUUGUACUGGUCUGCGUUGACGGAUGUCCAUUCACCUACAAUGUGUCACUCAACUUCUACCUCGGUCUAUUUCUCAACUCAACCGUCAACUGCCUGGUGAUGAUAAAGUUGGCAUCGAAUCCGUUCAUCUACACACUUCGAAUUCGUGCCAUCAAAACCAGUGUGGACACCUUAUUGGCGACACUAUUCCAUCGGAAAACCUAUCCAACAAACAGUGCCGGCAAAGCUACCGUCACACUUCUGGGAAAUACUUCUGGCGCUGCAGUAUCGCUUUGA
Molecule: messenger RNA, 1137 nt
Organism: Haemonchus placei
Lineage: Eukaryota; Metazoa; Nematoda; Chromadorea; Rhabditida; Trichostrongylidae
Source: the annotation of a GenBank genome assembly